AAAAAGAUUUCGUUUGAAGAAUUUGAAUUGAUAAUGAUAAAACCAGAAAUUUAACAACAUGAAUAUUUUUAGUAAGCACUUUUCGAGAAAGAAACAAGACAAGAGGAAAUCAUUGGAGCAGUCGUCUAUUAGUGCUGGAAACAGUCCAUUGAGAGUACCAAGAAACCAGCGGCCUUUGAGCCAAUGCCUGAACAUAGCACCCAGGACAUCCGCUUAUGAAGAUGGGAAUACCGUCACCAAAGAGUGGGAGUGCAAGCUGUGUAAGAAAGAGCUAGCUGAACCUCGACUGUUGGGGUGCCUACAUAGUUUCUGCACGAGAUGCCUCCAAGGUCUUCAUCAGGAAGGAGAGGCGGAGGCUUGGAGCGAAGUAGACAUUGGAUCUAUUCAGUUAGAACAUGGCGAGUCGUCAGGCGGGGUCUCGGCCGCGUCGGGCUACGAGAGCGACCUCCACAAUUCUGACUCAGAGGACAGUUGGGAACAUAAGUCUCGCAAGCACGGAAUAUUAACUAGAAAGGUUUCAGGUAAAAGCGUUCAGUUUCUACUAUGUCCAACUUGCGGUCACGAGACCCCGCUACCCCUGGGGGGUAUAUCCGCCCUGCCACUGAACUAUGUGCUGCUGCGGAAAAUGAUGGCCGCGGAGAGGGAGCGGGGCAAGGCCAGCGUACUUUGUGAUCUUUGUAACAGUGACACUAAGGCGGAGAGUCGCUGCAGUCAGUGCUUGGUCAGCCUGUGCAGUUCUUGUGGCGAUUCGCACCACAGACAAAAGGCCACUUCACGGCACUCGCUGCACCCACUAGAUCCUCUGCCCGUCAAGUACUGCAGUCAGCAUCCGAAGGCUGAGCUCAGCGUCUACUGCGCUACAUGCCAACAAGUGAUAUGUCGGGACUGCUGCAUCAUAGCUCACUCGGGGCACGCACUAGCGAACGCGUCCCGAGCGGCGGCCGAGCGGGCCCGACUACUGCGGGACGCGUGCGAGCGAGCCCGGCUCGUGCCCGACAACGUGGAGCGAGCCACCCGCAUACUAGACGACGAGGCGUUCCAAAGCGACUCUGGCGCGGCGCGCGUGGAGGGCGAGGUGAUGGCGUGGGCGGAGCAGUACGUGCGCGCGGCGGCCGUGCACGCCGCAGCACUGCGGGCGGCCGCCGCGCGCGCCCGCGCCCAGCACCGCGCGCGCGUGCGGCGCCGCCGUCGCGCGCUCCGAGAACGCGCACUGCACGCGCACCACGCCGUACACUUCGCGGAGGAGCUCCUCUCAGAAGCUAAAGAAGACGAGCUCCUGUCCCUCAGCGGAGCGGUUCUCCGUCGCCUUGAACGGCUCACUGAACUGCAGCCACUAUCAGAUACCCCAAAAUGUGAGCUGAGAUUCGCUCCAACUGCUCCGGCCCCACACGACCCCACCCUGGUGGGGAGACUGUUCACUCAGGCCCCGGAUCCUGAAAAAUGUGUGCUGAACACUGAAGGCCUUCAAGAUCUCCAGGUGGAUUGCGAGCAUGAAGUAAUAUUAGAAUUGCGUGACAGCAGCGGUGAACGCAUUUGGUGUGGUGGUGAACAGGUGGCGGGGCUGCUGCGGCGCCGCGACGCCCGCGCGGCCCCGGCGGCGGCGCGCGUGCGGGACCGCGGCGACGGCUCGUACGCGCUCGCGCUCGCCCCGCGCACCCCGGGCGCCUACCUCCUCGCCGUCACCCUGCACGACGCGCCCGUACGCGGGAGUCCGUUUCUGUGCGCGGCCCGGGUACCGAAGCCGCACUGGGGCGUGUUCCACUGCUGCGCGUUCUGCUCGUCGGGCGGCCGCCGGGACGCCGUCUGUGGCUGCGGCGGAGUCAUGCCCGGAGGAUAUAAAGGGUGCGGGCACGGUCACGCGGGGUGGCCGGGCGCGCGGCACUGGUCGUGCUGCGGACGCACCGCGCGCGCCGCCCCCUGUGCGGGGGCCGGGCCCGCCCCCGCCCCCGCCGCCCCCUGUGGGGGGACCGGACCCAGUGGGGGGGCCGGGCCCGCAGCCCCCGCCGCCCCCGCACGGGACGCCGAACUCUACCAGUUCUCGCUGUAG
Achroia grisella is the source of this 2047-nucleotide messenger RNA. Its product is annotated as E3 ubiquitin-protein ligase TRIM45. Gene Ontology annotation, cellular component: chromatin; nucleoplasm. Lineage: Eukaryota; Metazoa; Arthropoda; Insecta; Lepidoptera; Pyralidae. Gene Ontology annotation, molecular function: ubiquitin-protein transferase activity; protein binding; zinc ion binding. The record is from RefSeq and is a predicted model, not a curated record. Gene Ontology annotation, biological process: positive regulation of DNA-templated transcription. The coding region runs from base 59 to 2047 and encodes 662 amino acids. The transcript has 12 exons.